Amblyraja radiata (thorny skate) is the source of this 2340-nucleotide messenger RNA. RefSeq names its product rho GTPase-activating protein 22. NCBI's taxonomy places the organism in Eukaryota, Metazoa, Chordata, Chondrichthyes, Rajiformes, Rajidae. The coding region runs from base 95 to 2200 and encodes 701 amino acids. Gene Ontology annotation, cellular component: focal adhesion. The record is from RefSeq and is a predicted model, not a curated record. Gene Ontology annotation, biological process: signal transduction; activation of GTPase activity. Gene Ontology annotation, molecular function: GTPase activator activity. The transcript has 10 exons.
AGGCGAGGGCUUGCCUGCUCUGCAAUGGGGCAAUGGUACAAGGUGGUGUAGCGGGCAGAGUGGCGAUAAAGCCUGAAGACGGCGACCUGAAAGCAUGCUGAGUCCCAAGAUUAAGCAGGUUAGAAGAGCCCGCUCGAAGAGCAUGGUGAUGGGCGAGGCAGCGCGUCCCUCCAGCAGACCGUCCUCCCCCUGCCUCCAGGAACGGGCCUUGAAGUCGGGAUGGUUAAAGAAGCAGCGGAGCAUCAUGAAGAAUUGGCAGCAGCGGUGGUUUGUGCUGAGGGGGGAGCAACUCUACUACUACAAGGAUGAGGAAGAGAACAAGCCACAGGGUUCUAUCCAACUGCAAGGGAGUCAAGUGAAUGAGUUUGCAGCAAACCCUGAGGAGUCCAGCAAACACCUGUUUGAGAUCGUCCCGGGGGGUGUUGCGGACCGUGAGCGGAUGGCUGUGAAUCAUGAAGCUUUCAUCCUUAUGGCAAACUCCCAGAACGACAUGGAGGACUGGGUCAAGGCCAUUAGACGAGUGAUAUGGGCUCCAUUUGGCGGAGGUAUAUUUGGACAGCGUUUGGAAGAUACGGUGCAGUGCGAGAGGAAGUUUGGAAGGCAUUUGGCUCCAUUACUAGUGGAACAGUGUGUGGACUUUAUCAGAGAACAUGGACUCAACGAAGAAGGGUUAUUCCGCAUGCCUGGGCAAGCCAACCUGGUCAAAGAGCUCCAGGAUUCUUUCAACUGUGGAGAGAAGCCGCUAUUUGACAAGAACACAGACGUCCACACAGUCGCAUCCCUGCUGAAGCUGUACUUGAGGGAGUUGCCAGAACCAGUCAUCCCGUUUGCCAAGUAUGAGGACUUCCUUUCAUGUGCACAGCUGCUGGCCAAGGACAAAGAAGAGGGUGUCCAGGAGCUGAUCAAACAGGUUGCUGGACUGCCUCAGGCCAAUUACAAUCUGCUCAAAUACACCUGCAGGUUCCUUGAUGAAGUUCAGUCUUAUUCAAGUGUCAAUAAAAUGAGCGUCCAGAAUCUUGCCACAGUCUUUGGACCAAAUAUCUUGCGUCCGAAGCUGGAGGAUCCAGUGACUAUAAUGAAAGGUACCUCCCUGGUGCAGCAUUUGAUGACGGUGUUGAUCAGCGAACAUGCCCGAGUGUUCCCUAUAGUUGCCAGCGACAUCCCGGUGCCGGCGCCCGAGUCCAGGUCACUGAGCAAGCGCUGCCUGGUGGAGUGGGUGUCGGAGGAGGAGAGCGAGGAGACCAAGGCUGACAACCAGGCGGGCAGCGCCUGCGACAGCUCCACCUCGCUGGACGUCAACGUCAGCACCCCCGUGACCGUGGCUAAAACCACGUCUCGCGAGCGGGCGGACAAGCAGCUUGCGGGCAGCACCAGCCCGGGCCGGAGACUGCAAACUCUCCCCGGGUGGAAAUACACCUUCAAGCAGGCGGGCGGGAGAUCGGGCAGCGCCAAGGUGAGCGGCUCCAACCUAGAUAUUCCCCACUUGACCGCCAGCGGGAAUUGGCUGAUGAACGGCCUGUCCUCGCUCCGAGGGCACAGAAGGACUUCAUCUGGGGACAGAAUCAAAGAGACUGGGUCCUCCCGCCUGUCCACCUACGACAAUGUACCGUCGUCUAACCUGUCGCUGAGCGCCGGCGACCGACACAGUGUCGCCAGCACCACCUGGUCCACGUCCUCCUGUGAAAUCUCCGUCGUCGACUCCGGCAGCUCGCUGGCCUGUCGGGAAAGUGACUCCUCCGCGCUGAACGGCACCCGGGGGGAGUGGCGGCCGCAGGGCAGGCACCCCCGUGGCGAGGCCCAGCGCAGCGAGCCCUUCGAGACCUGCGGCAGCAGUGCCAGCUGCAGCGACAACAGUGAUGCCCUCUUCCCCUCCACUGAACCUGCCAUGUGCUCCAAGGCACUUCAGAGCCUGGUCUCUGAGCUCAAGUGUGAACUGACCAAGCAAAGGGCGGAGUACGAAACCAGGAUCAAAAGGCUGGAGGAGUCGAGUACAGAGCUUCGAGUGCAAGUCAACAGACUGGAAGAGGAGUUGGACCAGGGCAAAAAGAAAUACACCAUGCUGGAAAUAAAGAUGCGCAACGCAGACCGAGCACGUGAAGAUGCCGAGAAGCGGAACCAACUCCUGCAGAAGGAAAUGGAGAACUUCUUUGCCACGUUAGGAGACUUUACACUGGAACCCAGGAACACCAACCCCAAAUAGUUCUUAAACCUGCAACAUGCCGGAACCUGAAGACACCCGUUUACAAACUUCAUUGGCAUUUUAUACGAAGCAUAUGCAUUUAUUUUUAAUGUUAUGAUUUUAAUGUGGUAUGAGUAUUAAUAGUCAAUUCUGUUUAGUUC